UACAUCGUAUAUUGUCAAUACAACAAUUAUUUGAGGAUUGGGAUCCGAACCUACAUAUGUUACAAGGCAGUUAUCGAGGCCUUACCAAUUUCGUUACAGAAAUAAGAGACUGCAAAACUUACGACUUGGAGAAAGAAAGAGUUACGAAAGAAUUGGAAAAAGUUCAAAGUAUUCUUUCCGAACCCAAGAGCAAACCGUAUGAUAGAAUAAAGUCGACGCUUAAACUGUUAUACAUCCAAACGCUUGGAUAUGACAUUUCAAGUUUUGAAAACCACUGUCUUUCUAUGGCAAAAUCUCCCAAUUAUUUGGAGAAAAGGGCUGGAUACUUGACCUUUCCAACGUUUCUGGGAACCGAAACUGCAACCCAGGACAGGAUUAUGCGAAUACUUCAAGCAGAUCUGGUUGCUUCAGAUGCUAACGUAAAACUUUUAGCACUUUCUACACUGAGUAGCCUAUCUCCUUCAGAGACCAAUAGCAAAGCAAUUAUUGACAAUGUCGUACCUUUAUUGAUGCAAAAGUGUUCGAGAGAUUUAUAUCAGCGAGCAAUUAGUUGUUUAUCGUUAUUGUGUUCAACAGAAACAGGUUGGAAGUUUCUAACCAGUCAAGACGCAGCCCACAUGUUGCAAAAGUGUCUUACAGAAAAAGACCCUGGCUUGUUGACUUCCACUGUGUCCUUCUUAUAUAAGCUUAUCUUUGUAGCCAAAGAAGUUGGACAACAAAAUAUAUUUUCAUUUUUGCUGCCAGGGCUUUUUCAAGUUUUAAAUAUUUGGUUGCUGGAUUCCUCGUUUGACUCCUCGAGUUACUCUUAUUAUGAAAUUCCUUGUCCUUUUUUGCUGUCGAAUGUAUGGAAGUUAAUAGGACUUUUCCCGGCAAGUACAAUCAUGGAGUUCAAUAGGCAAUCGAAGAGUUUAAUCAGCAAUCUGUUUUUAAAGUGCUUGAGCUAUAUUCGGAAUGGCGACCAUUCAAACAGACGUAAUGCUUCCUUUUCUAUUUCGUUUGAGGCGUUGAAAGUAGUUUCAAAAUUACCCUUUAGUCGGGAUCUAUUUAUACAUAGUUUAACAUUGAUUAUGAGCCUCAUUUCCGAAGAUGUUCGUCCAACCACAAGAUAUUUUGUUUUGCGAGCUUUGACAGAACUGAGUUUCUUACCAGAAACAUGGACAAACAUUCAAAGAAACUUUAGUAUUUUACUACCAUUUUCACAAAGUCAAGGUGUCGACAAAGAACGGGAAGAACCUUUGUGGUUUCAUUUAAGCGUUGAAUUACUAAGUUCGGUAUGUAAUGCCAACAAUGUUGAACAAGUUCUCGACUACAUCCUGCGCAUUUGUUCGAUGUUUUCACUUUCGGAUUUGCAGCAAAGAUUGGUUAUGGACAAAUGUCUUAGCCUUACUAAGCGUUUCUUGCAGAACGAAGAAAAACUGUUUACUGUAGUUGUAGUCUUAUUGAGUGUAUGUGACGAAGCAAAAACAGGAGAAAUCACAAACCUAUUUUUAACACAACUGCACGGAAGCAAAUCUUUGCAAAGUGAAUCCAUGAAACAGUUCUCUCAGUUGUUGUAUAGUGGAUCGCUAUUGGAACCUGGUCUCUUACGGUUGAUUUUCUUGGUAUUUCCUAUGCAUUCUUAUUUGUUGAUAUCCUCUGGAGCUUGUAAUGCUGUGGAUGUGAUAACUCUGUUAUACAGACAAAUGUGUUAUCACAAGAAACUAUAUAGUCUGCAGAGUUCGUUUUUGAAUUUUUUGAUGAAAUGGAUCGAAUGUCAUCCUGAGGCAGUUGCUACGGCAGUCGAUAUUCUCAAGAAGUACACAACCAGUCAAGAUCUUGAAGUACAGAUUCGAGCAUGUGAAUAUUUAAAAUUUAUCUCAUCUCAACUAAGAAGUUAUGAAUGAUUGGAUAUCAUUUUCACCUUUUUACUGCUCAACUACUGGACCCGUUUCAUUUCGUAUGGCAAAGCUGUUUCAUGUUGAAUAUCACAAUUCAUUCACAAAAGACUAUUCAAAUUUUGCUCACUUUUAUAAAAGAACAUAUAUAUAU
Galdieria sulphuraria is the source of this 2028-nucleotide messenger RNA. RefSeq names its product AP-2 complex subunit alpha isoform 1. Gene Ontology annotation, molecular function: cargo adaptor activity. The coding region runs from base 57 to 1883 and encodes 608 amino acids. The transcript has 9 exons. Lineage: Eukaryota; Rhodophyta; Bangiophyceae; Galdieriales; Galdieriaceae. Gene Ontology annotation, cellular component: membrane coat. Gene Ontology annotation, biological process: receptor-mediated endocytosis; intracellular protein transport. The record is from RefSeq and is a predicted model, not a curated record.